AUGUCCGUGGCCGAGCACAGACGUAAUGGCAAGGCCGCGUCCUGCGAACCUUGCAGAAAAGGCAAAAUUCGGUGUAAGCGCACCGGCAAUCGUUCCUCGCCUGACAAACUGACAUUACACUCCGCUCUCUCUUAGGUGACCAUCAGCGGCCCGUAUGCGGACGCUGUAAGCGUCGCGGACUGGUUACACGAUGUUUCUAUCACCCGGCUCCUCUGACUAGGCCGCGUACUUUCGACGAAGAAGCGACAGCUACUCGGACUUCGAAUCGCACUAGGAGUUACACGCCUACAGCAAGUCCUCCAAGAACUGCUGUCGCUCCUGACACAAGCAUCAAUGCAGCGCCGUUGUCACGACCAAGUGCGAUCUCGCAUGGCGUGCAGACGCUCUCUCUCCCAUGGUCGCCUAUGACGCCCAAUUCUCAAGGUCAGCUGCUCCCGCCUCAUGGUAGACCGUCUUUCGAAGGCCCGUUCCGCGAAGAGAGACUCAGGCCUGUGAAGGAUCUGCUGCGCCACUUAUCCCACUAUCGCUUCAUACAGAAGCUGCUGGUCAAUUAUGGCUUAAACUCUCAGGCGGCUAAUGUGCCUGCGCCAAUUCUUAAUGCUUUCGGCGAAUCUCUAACGCAGACCGCGUCCAAAUACUCUCUUGACGGCACUGUGGAUGAAGUGGAGACAUGUCGUCUCGUGAACGAUGUAUUGCGUAACACUUCGAAGCCCAUAUCCGUCACACCAGAUCUAGACUGGAAACGGUUUGUGGCUCUCUUUACCGGCGACAACUUACGGCUGGAAGCCGUCGGACUGAUGUACGCACUGACUGCCCGUGCAUGCUUACUGGGUCUUGCAUGGGACGACGAUAAGCGAGAAGACUUCGUUCACGCCUUGCGCAAUGCAAGUGCUACUUGUCUAAACAUUGUGCGCGAGAUCGCCCCCAACAUCACGGACGUCCUAUUGUGGCAUUCGUUUGAUCAUGUCAGGCUUUGCACCCAUAUCGAUGGAGAUGCUAGUAUGUGACAAGGAACGUACAAACUACAUUUGCAGUGCUUGCUUGCUGAUUUCGAGAAUAGGCUUGGCCGUCUACAGGCGCCUAGGGGAAUUGAGUACCGAUGUCUUCGAAUGUGGCAUCCAUCGAGAAUCGACUAUCACGGCAGACACACCGGUUUUCCUAGCCGAGUGCAAAAGGAGAACCUUCGCCGCCUGUUACCACAUAGACAAGUUUGUGUCGACUCUGAUAGAUCGACCGCCCCGAAUACCCAAACGAUACUCUGAUUGCAAGAUGCCUCUUGACCUUGCGGACCACGACCUGCUAGCCGAGCCGGCGGCACUGGAAGCUGCGAAACGCAAGCUGACCAUCGAAGGCUGGAAUAGUGCAGGGCACUAUGUUCCAACAUCAUGGCAGCGUGUACGCUACAUGUUGGGCAUCCUCCGAGAAGAAAUUCAUGAAUUUCAGAUCCAGCCUUCGAGCCAGGAGAACACGCUCAAUCUCAGGUAAGUAGACACAUGCCUCGGUAACCUUUACUCCAGCCUCUACGACAAGGGGAAAAUUAUUGAGCGGCCGCUGCGGCUGGCUUCAUCUUGUUUCUUGUUUGACUCGGAGUGACUCUGGUCUGGCUACGAAGAUCGGAAUGCAACUACCUUGGCACGUGGCAAGACGCUGUGCGCUGACGUCUUUCGCAGGGAUCUCGCUCGUCGAUGCCGAGAGUCGCAGGAAUCGCUACCGUCUCACCUUCGCUACGAUCCGCAGUGCUGGCACUCAGGUCUAUCUGUGAGCAUCUGCCUGAUGCUGACGGUACUACACCUCAACUACCUCCAGAACUACUUCCAAGUCCAGAGACUCCUCGCCAAGAGCGACAUCGAGGCCUCAACUGUUGUGCUUCAAGUUUCGGCGGAGUCUUUGGCCACAGUACUACAGAUUGGAACUCAUUUGAAUCGAGCUAUCUUCAUGGUGCAUGAUUUUCCAUACGUGGUAAGCACUUCGCACGGUACGGCGAUACUUCCCAAAGCUAACAGAAUUCAAGGUGCUCUGUUACGGCUUGCCAGCUGCCGCGAUUUUGAUGACCACCCUGCAAAAUGUCACAAAGAGCUCCCCCACAGGCACGGAGUCCUCUCUGCCACCGGGCUUGAGCAGAUCAACUCUUCUCCGACAUCUGUCCGUCUUCAUAUCUCACCUCGACAGCAUCUGCAGUCCGGGAGACGGCAACUAUGAGCUCUGCAUUCAGGCAUCAAAAGUCUUGUCUCGCAUUCUAGACGAGAUAUUAGACACUCCGAAUGCUUCGUCAUCAAGCACCUUUCAGGAAACACCGGACUUGCUUACAGCAUCAAACGCGAAUGUCGCAACGCAGGCCAACACUGACAACAUGAGUGUAAUGAUGGAUAUGGACAAUUUUGCCGACAAUGGCGAAGACUUGGAUGGGAUCGACCUCGCAGCUUGGGUGAAGAGCAUCGAUUGGACUAGCAUUGGCGGAGAAUUCAGCACAGUUUAA
This is a messenger RNA of Lecanosticta acicola, 2476 nucleotides long. NCBI's taxonomy places the organism in Eukaryota, Fungi, Ascomycota, Dothideomycetes, Mycosphaerellales, Mycosphaerellaceae. The record is from the annotation of a GenBank genome assembly.